UACCUCUUCAGUCGUCGUCCGGGCGCGUCGCGGCGCGAAGCCUCGUUUGCGAUUCCGUUGCAUCGUCACUCUUGGCAGGUGAUAACGUUUCCAUUAUCGAGUGGUCGCUGGAGUACUUUGCUUGAGCUUGGCGAGCUCGUUCAAACUAACCCUGAGAAAUCACGUAAUGCUUCGCCGAAAAGAGACGACACUUGCGCAAACGGCUGCUUGUUCUCCAAUUCUCUAGUUGUUCACUUGGCAUCGCAUUCUUAGUUAUCGCAUCAUGUGGAACCGCAAAGUGUUCAUCCGAAUAAUCGAAGUGCUCCUAUGCGUCGCUUGCGUCGUCGCGCUUAGGGUGACGGACGACGAGAGUCGGAGGGUGUUUCACUAUCUGAGAAGUCGCAGCAGGGAGUGGUCGUUGCUGAACAACGUGACAUGGGGCAGCAUAGGUGCUGCUCUUGCAACGGCAACCUGCGGCGGAUACAUCAUCAUAACGACCGGUCUCCUGAUCGCCGCGGCUACCCAGGAACUUCGCGGCCGCAAGACGGAAUUUUUCCUGCUCGGACUGGGUGUGAUCCUCUUCGGGAUAGUCGGCGCCUUGUCGCUCGCAUCUCUCGACAGCGUUCCUGAGGAUUUAGUCGAUAAUGCCGCCGUUUUGGGAGCGCUAUGCCUGGUGACGGCGUUGGUGUUCAUCGGGGACUUGCUAAUGAGUCCACCUCGCCAGAAGGACAAACAGGACGAAGCGCGAAUUCUUGAGAAAGACUUGGCCAAACGCCAGGUAACUCCAGUGGUGACCACCGAGGACGCGAAAUCAAAGUCAAAGCCAAGCGUAGUGGUGAAGCUUCCCGAGGAAGAAGACGGUCGCGUGAAUGACGUUUUCCAGAAGGCGGACGAUCGUCGGUCUCCUACAAGAUCGCAGCAGGAAGAGAUUCAUCCGCGGGAUUCAUCCCGAGACGAUCGGAGGCCGCGCGGCGAUCAGGAACCGAGAGAAUACACGCAAAAUUUUGAGAACGGCCGUGUUCUCCGUGACUCGCAGAGAUACCGGGACGAUACACCGCGAUCGAGCGCAUACGAUCCGGAUCGCAGGAUCGAUGACUCCAGGAUAAUGUACAAGAGUCGGGACAUUUACCAGCGGCCGAUCGAUGAGAUCGACACGCCGCGGUUUCCCACGGAAUUCGAAAAGAGAGAUCCAAUGUUCGCGAAAAUCGUCAAUCCGAGCGUGAGGAUCAUGAAAGUUGAGCGAGACGUCGAAGAGGAACUGGACAACUACAGAUAUUCAGACAACAGCCAGUAUGACAACGUGCCCGUUAGGAUGCGUGGCCCGUCGUCUGGGAUCUUGAAGGGCUAUCGUGACGUGUCCUUCAAUGCACCUCCUCCACCUAAAGACUAUCGCUCCAGAGGACGAGAAAGAUCCAAGGAUGAGAUCGAGAUGCUGGAGGAAUACUUGGGCGCACUGAGAACCACCGGGACGCAGACUGCACCAUCGUCGCCGACCGAUCCAGGAUACGUUCGACAUACUGCAAGUAAUUGGCCGCAGGACGCUAAAUCGAGACCUAGUCCUGACCACACUAGGGUUUAAUCCUUUCACGAGUAACGAGCGUUCUUGGUCUUUAAUCGAAUAAAAACAUAAGUUUUCGCUCGUGUAAAAUUAAACCUCUUCAAACGUUUCUCGAUUUCUUUUAACUAAAGAAACGAAACGUUUCUUUAAUUUUGUAAUAUUUUACUGUUUGCAUUUAUGUGAUUAUUUAUCACAGUUUUUUUUCUAUAAAUAAUUUAAAAUCCGUGAAAGGAUUAAAGGUAUUAACGUUCAGACUUAUUAACAUGUACCAGAUGCAUGUGCCACGAGUAAGGUUUCGUACUUAAGUAAUAGUUGUAACAAAGUGAACAAAAUUUCUUAUACAUAUAAAGACAGGAUAUCUAUCACAGGAUUGCAACGACUUUGAAAUUGACAAGUAUUUCAACAGGUUUUACAUGUUAUUAAUUUCUGUAUUUAUCGUUCUAAAAGCAUUUACUUUGCAAAAGCCUGUGAUAAUCAAGUUAAAAAUAGGCAGGAAACGAAAAUACAUCUUUUUAUACGUACAAAUUUUAAUAUAAAGUUAAUAUCUUCACAUUUCUCUUUCUCUCUUUCUCUCUCGUACUCCUAUAUGCAUACAUACAAUUAUUAUUAAUAAUCUUUUGAUGAUAACAUAUAAUCGAUGCGUGGUUAGUCCUUCCGUUCACUCAUCAAGACGUAUGUUAAUAUUACCGCCACGAUGGAUGUAAUCUCUAUUUCUUCUUUUUUUAAUGAAAUCUUUAAUAUAAAUAAAUGCUAUACAAGUC
Molecule: messenger RNA, 2298 nt
Organism: Ooceraea biroi (clonal raider ant)
Lineage: Eukaryota; Metazoa; Arthropoda; Insecta; Hymenoptera; Formicidae
Source: RefSeq, a predicted model, not a curated record